This is a messenger RNA of Klebsormidium nitens, 1545 nucleotides long. The record is from the annotation of a GenBank genome assembly. Lineage: Eukaryota; Viridiplantae; Streptophyta; Klebsormidiophyceae; Klebsormidiales; Klebsormidiaceae.
AGAGCCUCUGUGAGUUCUUAAAAUUCUACAUUCAAAGCUAGAACCAGUGGGUGGAGGCGUGCCUCUCAAAUCCUCAGCUAUGGGUACACCAAUCUUGUCAUUCUUGUCACGUUAGAGUCAGACCAUCCUUCAAGAUCAGGAGAGCUAUCACCUCUAAGGAUCGUUGCAUCAUUGCUUCCCUCGUUUGCAUCUAUUAGAGAAUUUGUUUGACCGCUUAUAGUUGGCAAGGGUUAGUGAGUGCUAAGCAGGCCAGCUUUCUCACCCGGUAGUUCUGGGCACUACUCUGGGUGCUCCUCAUGAGCUGAGCGGGGCGAAGGCGCCUGCGAGGCGAUGUAACUGUUUGGGAGGAAGGGCAGCCUUCUUCCACCUGGUUCAGCAAGGAUGGUGUUCUUUUUCAAAGCCCGGCCGUCGGUUGGGGACAUCAUGAUAUACAUGGGGCUGGACAAGUACGAGAAUGAGGACCUGAUCAAGUACGGCCUGCCGGAGGACGUCUGGUUCCACGUGGACAAGAUGUCGUCGGCGCACGUGUACUGCCGCCUGGCCAAGCACCAGUCCAUUGAGAGCAUGUCGGAGGAGCUGCUGGAGGACUGCGCCCAGCUGGUCAAGGCCAACUCCAUCCAAGGCAACAAGGUGAACAACGUGGACGUGGUGUACACGCCGUGGGCCAACCUGAAGAAGACCCCCGGCAUGGACGUCGGCCAGGUCGGCUUCCACAGCGGCAAGGCGGUCAAGACCGUCCGGGUGGAGAAGCGGCUCAACGAGGUGGUGAACCGACUGAACAAGACGAGGGUCGAGAGGAAGGUGGACCUCAAAGCGGAGCGCGAAGCGUACGAUGCCGCGGAGAGGGCGGUCAGGAAACAGCAGGCCAAGGAAAAGAUGAAGCGCGAGCUGGAGGCCAAGGCGCAGAACGAGCGGGACAAGGAGCUGCAGAGCUACAAGGGGCUGAUGGACAAGAGCACCAAGAUGGUGUCCAACAAGGACAUCGACCUCAAGGGCAAGUCCGUGCGCGAGAUCGAAGAGGACUUCAUGUAGCCGUGCACCAGGGUAGCUCGUCGGCUGUUGUCGCUUAGGCGGAUGAGGGAUGGAUUGAUUCACCUGAUGCAUUAUGCAGCCUGUGGAUCCGAGGCAGGUAGCUUUUUGUUAAGCUGCCGAGAGAAAUGCCCAAGUAAAUUGAAGGUACCGGGUUUUCCAACGCCUGUACCCCGACAUGCAACGUGAAUUGGGACUCGAUCAAGAGCUCGCACAAUGAUGUCAACUUGAUUACAUCCACAGCACCGUGACAAGGACACUAGUAUGCCAAAGAGAAUUCUCACUGGCAGUGCGACCAUUAAUGGUCGCAUGGGCUACCUGGAGUGAUACAUGUAGAGGACCUUCAAGCCGAAGUACGGAGGAAGGUAUCCUCAGUCCGAAGCGAAGGAAGACCUGCGUAUUCUGUCCCGUCCUCAAUGGCUGAUUGAGGCUAAGGGGUUCAUAUGAUGAAUUUUCAUUUCUCCCGGUAGUUACGCCAUGAUGAGGUAGCAUGUCAUCUGAGUCAUGUUGCUUUGU